Gadus macrocephalus (Pacific cod) is the source of this 1769-nucleotide messenger RNA. It is a transcript of the gene zc3h15, whose product is annotated as zinc finger CCCH-type containing 15. The record is from RefSeq and is a predicted model, not a curated record. Gene Ontology annotation, cellular component: cytosol. Bases 181 to 1476 code for a protein of 431 amino acids. Gene Ontology annotation, molecular function: mRNA binding; metal ion binding. The transcript has 11 exons. Lineage: Eukaryota; Metazoa; Chordata; Actinopteri; Gadiformes; Gadidae. Gene Ontology annotation, biological process: cytoplasmic translation.
ACGUCACACAACAGCAGCAGGCUUACUGUAGUCACAUGUGGCCUCGGCGGUCCCGGACGACGAGUGGUGGUGCUAGCGAAUUGGCCCUGCCGAGUGGAGCUGGCUUCACAGAAAAUAAACGACACAUUGAUUAAAAUAUCACAUAUAGCUUAGCCUUCUAAUCAGCCCCUCUGGUCAACCAUGCCCCCAAAGAAACCCGCCCCGGCGGGCGCGAAUAAAAAGACCCAAGAGAAGAAAAAGGAAAAGAUAAUCGAGGACAAGACAUUUGGUUUAAAGAACAAGAAGGGUGCAAAACAGCAGAAGUUCAUCAAGACUGUCGUACAUCAGGUCAAAUCUGGACCGACAGGUCUCAAGCCUGAAGGAGAAAAGGGCAGUAAGAAGGCAGAUAAGAAAAAAGAGCUUGAUGAACUGAACGAGCUCUUCAAACCAGUGGUCGCUCAACAGAAAGUCGCAAAAGGUGUGGACCCCAAGUCGGUGCUCUGUGCGUUCUUCAAGCAGGGCCAGUGCACCAAGGGGGAUAAAUGUAAGUUCAGCCACGACCUCACGCUGGAGAGGAAGUGUGAAAAGAGGAGUCUCUACGUCGACGAGAGGGACGAUGACCUCGAGAAAGACACCAUGGACAAAUGGGAUGAGACCAAACUGGAGGAGGUGGUCAACAAAAAGCACGGGGAGGCUGAGAAGAAGAACUCUGCCAAGACACAGAUCGUUUGCAAGCACUUCCUGGACGCCAUAGAAGGCAACAAGUAUGGCUGGUUCUGGUCGUGUCCAGGGGGGGAGAGCUGUAUAUACCGGCACGCUCUGCCGGCUGGCUUUGUGCUGAAGAAGGACAAGAAGAAGGACGAGGAGGAGGAGGAAAAGAUCUCGCUGGAAGAGCUGAUUGAGAACGAGCGUGCAGCACUGGGUCCUAAUGUCACCCGUAUCACCUUGGACACGUUCCUGGCCUGGAAGAAAAGGAAGAGGCAGGAUAAGGUGGAGAGAGACAUGGAGGACAUGGAGAAGAAGAGGGCUGACUUUAAGGCCGGGAGGUCGCUAGGGGUGAGCGGACGUGAAGUGUUUGAAUUCCGCCCCGAGCUGGUUGAUGACGAUGAUGAGGAAGCAGACGAUACCCGAUACGCCAACGACAGUGAGGAUGAAGAGGACGAUGACAAUGAGGAAGAGGGACAGGUGGAUGCUACAGAAUUCAAGGACAUAGACCUAUCCCGCUUCGUUCCGACUGAGGUGGAUAACUGUAUUGGCAUCACCGUGGCAACCAUGGACCGCUUCACAACCAGGCAUAAGACUAAACCUGCGGCCACUGACGACGAGGCCCACCUGAACGGCGCGUGUGGAGGAGCAGAGGCCAAUGGGCUGGCUGAAGGCGACGAUGAGGAAGAGUGCGACGAGGAAGAGGAGGUGCCCGUGGACGAGAACCUGUUCACAGGGGAAGACCUGGAAGAUCUGGACGAGGAGCUGAACACAUUGGAGCUCGAAGACUAACGGGGAAGGGAAACAGGACAGGUGUGGACAGAUGUUUGGGGGUCGGCUCAUGGGAAGAAGAGAUGGAUGCAUGGUGGAGGAGGAGGGAGAAGUUCCGAUCGCAUGGGACUGACUGACGGGGACAGGUGCACAACGACCACAUUGUAUCACUAGACGGACUGACUUAAUUGAGGAUAACAAUUGGACUGACCGGGUACAAACAGGAAGUUAGUAGGGAGUGCCACCACAUGCACUUGACAAUGUUCCAGUAAUUUUAAAUUCAGAGACUCCAAUAAAGCCUGAUUGUAUGAUGA